This is a messenger RNA of Aphidius gifuensis, 547 nucleotides long. The record is from the annotation of a RefSeq genome assembly. NCBI's taxonomy places the organism in Eukaryota, Metazoa, Arthropoda, Insecta, Hymenoptera, Braconidae.
AUUUUUAGAUUAUAUAUAUUAUUUAUUUAUUUUAAUUUAUUUAUGUUUAUUAUUAUUUUAAUUCCUUCAAAUUUAAUUUCUUUCCAUCCUUUAAUUUUUAGAUUAAUAUUAACUUUUUAUAUUAUUUUAAUAAGAUUAGUAAUAAAUUUAAUUAAUAGAAAUUAUUGGUACUCAUAUAUUUUAUUUUUAAUUAUAAUUGGAGGUUUAAUAAUUUUAUUUAUAUACUUUACUAGUAUUGCUAGUAAUAAUUUAAUAAAUUUUAAUUUAAAUUUUAUUAAAUAUUUUUUUUUAAAAUUUAUUUUAUUAAUAAUUUUUUUUUUUAUAAUUACAUUAUUAAGAUUAAAAAAUAUUUAUGAGAUUAAUUUUUUAGAAAUUUUUAGAAUUAUAAAUAAAAACUUUAACUUAAUAGAUUUAACAGCAAAAAAUUUGUAUAUGGAUUUUUCAAUAGAUUUAAAUAUAUUUAUAAUUAUUUAUUUAUUUAUAACUAUAAUUAGAUGUGUUUUAUUAUGUAUAAAAAUUAUAUUACCUUUUCGUCAACUAAAUUGUU